Molecule: messenger RNA, 1997 nt
Organism: Schistosoma curassoni
Lineage: Eukaryota; Metazoa; Platyhelminthes; Trematoda; Strigeidida; Schistosomatidae
Source: the annotation of a GenBank genome assembly
AAAUGUAAAACUAAGACAAUUAUUUAUGUUUUUCUACGUAUUUUAUUGAAACUAUGCAAAAAAUUAUCCUCCUAUUAUUGAUUUGUUUCUUUCUUUACAUUGAAAGAAUCUAUGCUUCUGUUCGUACUAUACAUCAUUAUUUUCCCAAAGUAAUACUUAUUUCUCUCGAUGGAUUUCGUUAUGAUUACUUUGAUAUGGCUGAGGAAAGAAGUGUAAACAUGUCAGCAUUUAAAAAGAUUAAAAAUCGAGGAGUUUACGUAAAACGUAUACAAAAUGAAUUCCCUACUUUAACAUUCCCAUCACAUUUUUCAAUGGUAACAGGCAUGCACCCUGAAAGUCAUGGAAUAGUAGAUAAUGUGUUUUAUGAUCCAACUAAUAAUGCAACAUUUUCAUCAAGAAAUCAGUCUACAGCAUCGGAUUCUAGAUUCUAUGAUGUUGGAGCUGAACCGAUUUGGGUAACGAACCAGUUUCAUGGUCAUAAAAGUGGAGUGACUUUCUGGAUUGGAAGUGAGGCGAAAAUCAAAGGUCAGAGACCAACUCAUUAUCUAGCACCCUACAAUGAAAACAUUACAUUCAAUCAGCGAAUUGAUAUUUUGAUGGGUUGGUUUGAACAUGAAAAUAUUAACCUCGGUCUUAUGUAUUAUCAUCAACCUGAUAGAGCAGGACAUAUUUAUGGAGCGGCAAGUGACGAGGUUUUCAAAGCUAUUGAGGAGAUAAACCAUGGACUAGAUUAUCUCUUGACAUCGAUGGAAACGCGACCAUCACUUAGUUGCUGCCUCAAUCUCAUUUUAUCAAGUGAUCAUGGAAUGACGAACGUCAGUUCAGACAGAGUUAUAUAUCUUCAUGAUUACAUACACCCGAAUGAGUAUACAUCUGCUCCUAAGAAGUCAGCGGAAAUCUGGACUCUUUGGCCAAGACAAGGACAUACUGCGCUAUCAUUAUAUAACAAAUUGAAAGACCGACACCUCAGAUUAAAUGUUUAUUUGAAGGAGGAACUACCAACACGUUUAUUUUAUGAUUCGAGUGAUCGAGUUGGUCCUGUUGUUGUAUAUGCAGACAUUGGAUGGACGAUUAUCGCUGACAGAAAUUCUGGGGUAACAUUGAAUAAAAGCACAGGUACAUUGAAGUCAUCACCUUUCUAUUAUGUUUUGGAAACGUAUCUUGAUUUGCAAUUCAAAACUAGAUACUUCAUUUUUAUACUGAACUUCUCAUUACACUGAAAUAUUAGAAUUCCCUUUCCAUUUGAUCACUUCAUAAUAAACUAUAAUUGUGAUUUGAUUGAUCCCAAUAAAAACACCAAUAUAUGAACGAAGAACAUUGUUUACAGUAAUUUCUCACCAGGUUUUAUAAUCAUAUAUCCAAAUUAAUAAUCAAAAAAAAAUAAAGGUUCUCAUGGUUAUGAUCCAGAUUACAAAGAUAUGUCUCCAUUUCUAAUGGCAACGGGACCUCAUAUAUCUAUAAAUCAAACAACAGAAUUAGAAGAAACAGUCAGACUGAUUGAUAUUUACUCACUGAUUUGUCUUAUACUUAAGUUGAAACCUGCUCCUAAUAAUGGCAGUGUUUGUCGAAUUGCCCGAUUGGUAAUUCAUAUUUAUGGAUUCUCAUCAGAUGCUAACGUGCGCGGUAAUGUUGCAGCAUCGCUUGAAAAGAAAUACUAACCACCAUUGAUGGAAUGACGUUGAAAUAUCAAGGAUAUAUGGUGAAGCAAAUCUACGGACCAAGCUAACUAUGUAUGUAUGUAUAACUCUAUAUAUAGAGGGAUGAUCUGUCGAAGUUAGAUAUAGUAAAUGUAUGUAGGGCGGAAGUUACAGAUAGGUCGUAACAGAUUAAAUGGGUUUCAUAGUAACUACAUAUUCUUUCCCUUAUGAGUACUGAAUUCCUUCUGUGUUUGUUAUUUUGUCUCUGUGUUGCUAUAUCUAAUCAAUCAAUGUGAAGCUCUUUCUGCUCUUAUUAACAUCCUUACCUACUUUCUAUGUAAUUUUAUACUACUUAUAAAU